AUUUUUACCACCCAAUGAAAAUUCCACAGACUUGGCAUGGAAGUCAUGACCAUUCACAAGUCACAACUGAAAACCAAAAACAACUAAAAAAAACAAAAUAAUUAUAUAAUUAAUGAUACAAAUUUAAAGAUAUUAAAGAUUCCACAAAAUAAAAACUCAGUGUUGUCUCUCUCUAUCUAUCUCCUCCAUCACGCUCUCUCUAUCUUCUUAAUAUCUGUUUUUUGUGCUCAGAUCUGAACAGAGGAGACAGAAUCGAAGAAAAUGACCGACCGACUCUUCCCAGCUUCCAAGCCACCAACCGCAACUAACGGAGCUCCAUCCGGUGCUGCCUUAGCACCUCCUCCUCCAACUACCGUUAACGGUAACGGUAACGGAACAUCCAACGGCAUGUCUAACCAGAAACCGCAAGUCUACAUUCCAGCUAACCGUCCGGUUUACCGUCCACAGCCUUACAGUCGCCAUCACCACCACCAAUCUCGACCGAGCUGCCGUCGAGUCUGCUGCUGCUGCUGCUUCUGGUCGAUCCUGAUCUUCCUCCUCCUCGCUCUCAUGGCCGCGAUAGCCGCCACCGCCGUGUACGUGAUCUACCGCCCUCGUCCUCCGUCGUUCUCCGUCCCGUCGCUUCGUAUCAGCCGCGUGAACCUCACCACCGCGUCGGAUACUUCCGUCUCUCACCUCUCUUCCUCUUUCAACUUCACUCUCCUCUCGGAGAAUCCAAACCAGCACCUAACCUUCUCCUACCAUCCCUUCGCCGUCUUCGUCAAGUCAUCCAAAUCAGGGGAGACGCUCGCGAACGGCACCGUCCCGGCCUUCUUUAGCGGUAACAAGAACAAGACGACGUUUCGCGGCGUGAUCGCGACGUCUGCGCCGGCGGCGCGUGAGCUGGAUCCGGAGGAAGCUCGGCGUCUGAAGUCGGAUCUGACGAGGGGAACGCGCGUGGGGUUGGAGAUAGAGAUGCGGACGAAGGUGGAAAUGAAAAUGGGGAAGGUGAAGAGUGAAGGAGUGGAGAUCAGAGUGACGUGUCGGGGGUUCGAAGGGACGGUACCUAAAGGUAAAACUCCGACCGUGGCAACAUCGAAACAGACUAAGUGUAAGUCUGAUCUUAGUGUGAAGGUCUGGAAAUGGAGUUUUUAAAGGAAGGUAGGAUUGAUAAUUUUAGGUCAUUUUGUGGAUUUAUAUAACUUGUGGAAUGGUCCAAGAGAAAAUUUCUUUCUCAGUUUUUUAGAUAAAAAUUUGCAGAGAAGAGUCAGAGAGAUUUGUUGUUAUGUUAGUAGAGAAAUUCACUCACGCCUUCUGAAAAUUUUCUUUGGAUU
Molecule: messenger RNA, 1313 nt
Organism: Raphanus sativus (radish)
Lineage: Eukaryota; Viridiplantae; Streptophyta; Magnoliopsida; Brassicales; Brassicaceae
Product: NDR1/HIN1-like protein 6
Exons: 1
Coding region: 262-1134 (290 amino acids)
Cellular component (GO): plasma membrane
Source: RefSeq, a predicted model, not a curated record